Messenger RNA from Symbiodinium necroappetens, 1611 nucleotides. NCBI's taxonomy places the organism in Eukaryota, Dinophyceae, Suessiales, Symbiodiniaceae. The record is from the annotation of a GenBank genome assembly.
AUGCCUACAACGAGCAUCCAGGCAGCCAAGCUCACCAUCCCUGGAACUGAUCUCAGCUGGCUCUCUUUCGAGCACGUGGAUGGUGAAGAGGUCGCUGUGUGCUGGCUGUGUAAACAGGUUGCACGCACGCCAGCGGAGAAAGCUGCAAAACUGGUGCGCGGCUGCGAUGCAGGGAGACUCGACAAUAUCGGCCGCCAUGCAGAUGCCAAGCAGCACAUGCGUGCACUGAGGGAGCUUGGCUAUCUGGAAGCCGAGGGGGAGGACGAGUCUCUGGCACCGAGCAUUUCGCAGUUUCGGCAGACGCUGGAGCGUUUGCCGGGGCAGGCCUUCAGAUCUGGAGUGAAGGGCGUCGGAGGCGAAGCAAAAGUUAAAAAGAUGGUCUCAUGUUUGGGCGACGCGGCUUCAAUGAUGGACUGUGAGAUCCUCAAGAACUCCUGGAGUAUUUUGCUACAAUGCGACAUCAAAGAAUUGAGGCUGGCGGUCCGGUACCAAUGCUGCACAGCGGAUCUUCAAGUGCGUCGUGGCCUGCUGGGGAUAGAAGACGUGGAAAGCAAGGCGCAUGAUCAAGUGAUGCUGGGGGUCCAGCGCUGUCUUGAAAAAGUCUGCUCCUGCAACGGGCAGCUAGACCAGGACGCCUUGUCUUGCAUCCGGGACAGGGUAGAGGUCCUGAAUGCGGACGGCGCAUCGGAUGCUCAGCUCGCACUGGCCGAGAUGCGGCGAUCUGCCUUUCCAAACAUUCUUUUCAUACUUCGGGACAAGGCACACGCUAGCCGGCGACUGCUCUCCAGACCUUGGCAUGCAAUCCCGCAGAUCCACGAGGUGUAUGACAUGAUCAUCGGCAAUGCUGCCAGCUUCACGAGCAAGAUACAACACAGUGACGUGCUGACGCGGGUUUUCCAGAGAAACAUACAAGAGAUGCAGGCCGUGCCGUCCACCGCUAAGAGGAUCAAGAAUCUCAGCCUGGCCCGCCACCGUUUUGACUCGUGUCAGAAGCCCCUGUCGCGCUUUUGCCUUUAUUUGGAGGCCUACAUCUGCACAGCCAUCGAGGCCGCUGCCGACCCCGGCAAAAAGGGUCACUUGUCUGCCCUGACAUUCUUGGAAUGGGCCACGGAAGACCGUCUGCUGCUCCUCAGCUUGCUUGCAGAAUGCGCUGAAGAGAACCUCGUGCUGAUACGCUAUUUUGAUCGUGAGGGCUGGGAUGCCGCAACACUGCAGUACCACUGCCAGGUUCACGCAUCGAAGCUUCGGUAUCUGUUUGUGCAGGGCCGCGCGUUCGAGUCUGGAUACACUGCCCACGUCAUCGCCCAGCUACAGACUGCCAAAGGCUUCAUGGUCAAAGGGGUUCGGAAGACGCUGGGCGGGCGGCCCAUCACAGACGCUACUCGGGAAAGGUGUCUGGAGAUCAUGCAGCUCUACACACGCCUCGCGCUGGAAACGAUGGAAGCGGAGAUGCCAGGCUUCGAGACUCUGGCCUCACUGCGCGUGAUGAACGUGUCUUCGGGGAGCAGCCGGGAGCAAGUGCAGGCAGACGCACAGGACUGCUGGCAGAAUUGGCUCCUUGCCGCUGCGUCUUGUGAUUUAGAGGGGAUUGCUGCUGAUUGGAAUUCUUGA